GCAUACGUACAUACUGUACUCUCUCACCUUAAAACCCAUAAAUUGAAAUAACAGCUUCCCACACUUAAUCUGUAAAAGUCAAACUAAAGAGAGAAACAAUGGCGGCCGCUGCAGUUCAGAGUGCUAUUCCCAGCUCCGGCUUCAACUCCGUUCAAGGAGUCCAAUUCCAGCCACAGCUUGAUCAACAAACGACUUACAAGAGCAUUCCUAAGCACGACGUAAACACCAUUCUCAACUUUUUCAAGGACAACGAAGAUGGCUCUCCUCCUGCGCCUACGUACGUUGGAAAGCCCGAGACGUAUACCAACCGGCCGAUUGCGUCGCAUCAGGUAACCAUCCACGACGUUGCAGGAGAAGAGGACAAGUACACACUCGACAAGAGCGGAUUCCAAUUCCAUCGCCAUACUUCGAUUGAGAAGGACUUUCUGGAUGAUGACCAGAUCAAAGCGAAAUAUUACCCUGAGACGGAGCAACUCCUCAAGGAUGUAACCGGAGCAUCCAAAAUCUUCAUCUUUGAUCAUACCAUCCGCCGUCACAACCCUGACGACACUACUACCUCGGCGAAUUCGGAUGCAGCCCUUCGUGGCCCUGUCCAGCGAGUCCAUAUCGAUCAGUCUUACACCGCGGCAGCCUCCCGUGUUCCGUUUCACCUUCCCGAGGAAGCAGAAGAGCUUUCCAAAGGCCGCGUACAGAUCAUCAAUGUUUGGCGUCCGAUCAAACAGGUCCAACGCGAUCCCUUGGCAGUUGCUGAGGCGGAGUCAGUUGUAGAGGAGGACCUGGUCCCAAUUGGCCUGAUCUACCCUAACCGUAAUGGAGAGACACUCAGCGUGAGGUAUAACGAGGGACACAGGUGGUUCUACAAAUCCGGCUUGACACCCGAGGAAGUCCUCCUCAUUAAGUGCUUUGACAGCAAGACGGACGGAAGAGCACGACGAGUGCCGCAUACUGCAUUUUCGGACUCGACUUCACCUGCAAGCGCGCCAACGCGGGAGAGUAUUGAGGUCCGAGCGCUGGUAUUCCACCCAGAUGAUAGGGAAUAGAUAGAUGUAAGAUGAUGAUUUGAUGGAUGAUUUGAGAUUCACAGCAUGAUUUGUUGUAAAUGUAUGCGGGACAAGACUGGAAGAACCUCAAUUGGAUGGAAGACCGUUUAUUAGUGAAAUUGAAAUGUACUCUACACUGCUCAGACAGCUAAAAUAUAUGAUGAU
This is a messenger RNA of Trichoderma harzianum CBS 226.95, 1205 nucleotides long. RefSeq lists its product as hypothetical. Lineage: Eukaryota; Fungi; Ascomycota; Sordariomycetes; Hypocreales; Hypocreaceae. The record is from RefSeq and is a predicted model, not a curated record. Bases 99 to 1040 code for a protein of 313 amino acids. The transcript has 2 exons. Gene Ontology annotation, molecular function: oxidoreductase activity.